Molecule: messenger RNA, 1184 nt
Organism: Carlito syrichta (Philippine tarsier)
Lineage: Eukaryota; Metazoa; Chordata; Mammalia; Primates; Tarsiidae
Gene: ACKR2
Product: atypical chemokine receptor 2
Exons: 1
Coding region: 18-1184 (388 amino acids)
Biological process (GO): chemotaxis; immune response; G protein-coupled receptor signaling pathway
Cellular component (GO): membrane
Molecular function (GO): chemokine receptor activity
Source: RefSeq, a predicted model, not a curated record
CAGAGCACCGGGACUGGAUGCCUCUUUCGAACAUGGCCACCACUGCUUCCCCACUGCCACGCACUACCGAGGAUGCCAGCUUUGAGAACAGCAGUUUCUUUUAUGAGUAUGACUACCUGGAUGAGAUAGCCUUCAUGCUCUGCAGGAAGGACGCAGUGCUGUCCUUUGCCAGAGUCUUCCUGCCAGUCUUCUAUAGCCUGAUCUUUGUGUUGGGCCUGGGUGGGAACCUCCUUCUCCUAGUGGUCUUGCUCCGGUAUGUACCUCGCAGGCAGAUGGCUGAGGUCUAUCUGCUGAAUCUGGCCAUCUCCAACCUUCUGUUUGUGGUGACACUGCCCUUCUGGAGCAUCUCUGUGGCCUGGCAUUGGGUCUUUGGGAGUUUCUUGUGCAAGAUGGUGAGCACACUCUAUACCAUUAACUUUUACAGUGGCAUCUUUUUCAUCAGCUGUAUGAGCCUGGACAAGUACCUGGAGAUCGUCCAUGCUCGGCCCCACCACAGACUGAGGACCCGGGCCAAGAGCCUACUCCUUGCUUUCUUAGUGUGGUCCGUGGCCCUGGCUGUCUCCAUCCCUGACAUGGUCUUUGUACAAAUGCAUGAAAAUCCCAAGGGUGUGUGGAACUGCUACGCCGAUUUCAGUGGGCAUGGGACCAUCUGGAAACUCUUCCUCCGCUUCCAGCAGAACAUCCUGGGGUUUCUCCUUCCACUCCUUGCCAUGAUCUUUUUCUACUCUCGCAUUGGCUGUGUCCUGGUCAGGCUGAGGCCCCCGGGCCAGGGCCGGGCUCUUAGAAUAGCUGCAGCUCUGGUGGUGGCUUUCUUCAUGCUAUGGUUCCCGUACAACCUCAUCUUGUUUCUACACUCGCUGUUGGACCUGCAAAUCUUUGGGGACUGCAGGGUCAGCCAGCAUCUGGACUAUGCCCUGCAGGUAACAGAGAGCAUUGCCUUCCUUCAUUGCUGUUUUACCCCCAUCCUGUACGCCUUCUCCAGUCGCCGUUUUCGCCGGUACCUGAAAGCUUUCCUGGCCACUGUGCUUGGAUGGCAUCUGCCACCUGGCACUGCCCAGGCUUCGCCAUCCAGCUGUUCCGAGAGCAGUAGGCUUACUGCCCAAGAAGAAAUGACUGGCAUGAGUGACCUUGGGUUGAAGCAGGCUGAGAACCUUCCUAACAAGGGAGAUGCAGAAAAUCAUUAA